Messenger RNA from Knipowitschia caucasica, 480 nucleotides. The record is from the annotation of a GenBank genome assembly. Lineage: Eukaryota; Metazoa; Chordata; Actinopteri; Gobiiformes; Gobiidae.
AUGGCCAUGGAGCAGGGAAGAGUGACGGAAUUCAAAGGAAAGAGCCUCGACCAGAUACAAAUUGAGCCUGAAGGGAGAGCAGUAGAGAUCCUCUCACAAACGGACGGGCUAAAAGAAACUUCAAGCGGAGAACCUUCAACCAUUCAUCCAGAUGCACCCCAUGGUAGUGGCAGUGCCCCUUCUGAACGUUCGCUCAGGGAGAGAUGGGGGGUUGUUCUAGUCGCUCAGGAGAGAUGGGGGGUUGUUCUAGUCGCUCAGGGAGAGAUGGGGGGUUGUUCUAGUCGCUCAGGGAGAGAUGGGGGUUGUUCUAGUCGCUCAGGAGAGAUGGGGGGUUGUUCUAGUCUAGUCGCUCAGGAGAGAUGGGGGGUUGUUCUAGUCGCUCAGAGGUCGCUCAGGAUGGAGAGAUGGGGGGUUGUUCUAGUCGCUCAGGGAGAGAUGGGGGUUGUUCUAGUCGCUCAGGAGAGAUGGGGGUUGUUCUAG